CGUUGAUUAUUCCACUGCUAAAAUCUCGACAUUCUAAAUAUAAAUCAUUCCCUCCGAGAUUGUAUUCAUGUCCGAUGUUCUUCAGUAUCAGAGCGCUCUAAUGUGAAUCUCCGAAGCUUUCUCGUAGAAUCUUUUCGUCGUUUUCCCGCUAACCCAUUAACGAUGAAUGCAGAGGAAUCUGAAGCUCGUGAAAAUGGAGAGAAGUACGAGAAAGAGGCAAAUAUUUCAGAGGUUUUAGACGGGAAGACGGAGAAGAAGGAGGAACAGUCUUCAUCGCCGAGGGGAGUCUUGGAGAGACGCCAGUUAUCGGUUUCUUCCGAUUUCGGCAGCGGAAGCUUCGGGUCGGAGGAGGAAAUCGCCCACUCUCCCGGCGGCGGCGUCGCCGGCGGCCUGAGAGGGCUGAACUGGAACUGGAAAAACUGGUUUGAGCAGAUGAUGAAGAAGAAGAAGACCGGAAAAAAGAAGGUGUUGGGUAGAAUCCGCAGUUCUGAGGAAACCAUACUCGAUUCUUGUCAUCUUCCAAUCCCAAAACCUUCUUGGAGAAGCUUCACCCUUGAGGAGCUCGCUCAGGCAACUGAUAAUUUUAGCCCUGAUAAGUUGAUUGGACAAGGGGGUCAUGCAGAGGUGUACAAGGGCUGCUUAGCUGAUGGCGAGGUUGUUGCAGUGAAAAGGAUAACGAAAAAGGACAAGAACGAUGAUGAUCGAGUUGGAGAUUUCUUGUCUGAGCUGGGCAUCAUCGCCCAUAUCAAUCACCCGAAUGCUGUAAAGUUAAUUGGCUUCAGUGCUGAUGGCGGUUUGCACCUCGUUCUCCAAUACCUUCCUCAUGGCAGCCUCGCUUCUGUCUUGCACGGUUCAGAAGAGAGUUUAGAGUGGAGAAUAAGGUUUAAGGUUGCUGUCGGGGUAGCAGAAGGUUUGCAGUACCUUCACUGGGAUUGCCAGAAGCGUAUAAUCCACAGAGACAUUACUGCCUCGAACAUAUUACUAACCGAGGAUUAUGAACCCCAGAUAUCAGAUUUUGGAUUAGCGAAAUGGCUCCCAGAGAAAUGGUCUCGCCAUGUAGUUUCACCUAUAGAAGGCACUUUCGGAUAUUUGGCACCCGAAUACUUUAUGCACGGGGUUGUUGACGAGAAGACUGAUGUCUUUGCCUUCGGGGUGUUGCUGCUGGAGCUCAUUACUGGGCGUCGUGCUGUUGAUUCAUCACGACAAAGCCUCGUUAUUUGGGCAAAACCACUGCUGGAGAAAAACAACACGAAAGAGUUAGCAGAUCCUCGUCUUGGAGAUGCCUAUGAUGUUCCUGAAAUGAAACGUGCCAUGUUCACAGCCUCGACGUGCAUUCAUUGCCUCCCUAAAUUGCGCCCGAGCAUGAAGAGGGUUGUUCAGCUCCUGAAAGGCGAGAGCGAGGCUGUGGAUCUGAAACACAAGUCGACAGAAGGGCGAGCGCUUCUCCUGGGCUCCUUCGACUUGGAAGACUACACCUCCACAACUUACCUCAGAGACCUAAAUCGCCAUAUGCAGCUCGUUAUGGAGUGAUUCUAUGUAUAUAUCUAUUAGCUCUAAAAUGAGUAUGGUCUGUAAGAACAAAUAUUUCGCAGCAGAAAAUGGUGCAGUAAAAGGAGAAAUGCUCAUACUGCAUUUCGGUUUUUGCAUA
Ipomoea nil (Japanese morning glory) is the source of this 1648-nucleotide messenger RNA. Its product is annotated as receptor-like cytosolic serine/threonine-protein kinase RBK1. Gene Ontology annotation, molecular function: protein kinase activity; ATP binding. The coding region runs from base 163 to 1530 and encodes 455 amino acids. Lineage: Eukaryota; Viridiplantae; Streptophyta; Magnoliopsida; Solanales; Convolvulaceae. Gene Ontology annotation, biological process: protein phosphorylation. The record is from RefSeq and is a predicted model, not a curated record. The transcript is spliced from 7 exons.